Acipenser ruthenus (sterlet) is the source of this 2771-nucleotide messenger RNA. RefSeq names its product 3-methyl-2-oxobutanoate dehydrogenase [lipoamide] kinase, mitochondrial. Gene Ontology annotation, biological process: protein phosphorylation; regulation of glucose metabolic process. Lineage: Eukaryota; Metazoa; Chordata; Actinopteri; Acipenseriformes; Acipenseridae. Gene Ontology annotation, molecular function: pyruvate dehydrogenase (acetyl-transferring) kinase activity. The transcript has 11 exons. Gene Ontology annotation, cellular component: mitochondrion. The record is from RefSeq and is a predicted model, not a curated record. The coding region runs from base 226 to 1503 and encodes 425 amino acids.
CCCUCCGUCCGCUCCUCCUCCUCCUGUGUGUCAGACUGUGAGCCAUGCUUGAACAGACAUGGACAGUUUGUAUUGGUGCGGGAUAUGGAGCGAAGGUCGUGUGUUGUGGCAGGGAGACAUACAGAAAAUAUAUUAAAAAAAACAAAGCUACCAUUGUGACUCGGUAGAGCGAGUUCACGUUGAAAAAAGAAGUUACUGUUUUUUAUGGAUAAAUAAUAAUUCAUAAUGCGGUACAGUGUGGCUGCAGGUAGAGCUCUUGGGGCUGUGAGUCGGGGUGUCGCCAGCGUGUCACUGGCCACCAGCUCCCGGGUUCUGCAGCCUGUUGUUGCCGCCGACACCGACACCAUAGGCUGCAGGAGGUUCCGGUCCACCUCGACGGGUUACAACGAACUAGCUCGCGAGAGAGCCAAGACAGUUACCUCGUUCUACAACCAGUCUGCUAUCGAUAUUUGUGCAGAAAAGCCCUCCGUCCGCCUGACCCCUACCACCAUGCUCUACUCCGGGAAGUCUCCGGAUGGCAGUCAUGUGCUGAGCAGUGCCAAGUACCUGCAGAUGGAGCUGCCUGUGCGCAUUGCGCACCGCGUCAAAGGGUUCCGCAGCCUGCCUUUCAUCAUCGGCUGCAACCCCACAAUCCUGCAAGUGCACGAGCUGUACAUCAGGGCUUACCACAUGCUGUCAGACUUCCCCCCGAUCACUGACCUGGAGGCAGAGGGGCGCUACUGCAAGCUGGUGCGGCAACUCCUGGACGAUCACAAGGACGUGGUGACCAUGCUGGCUGAAGGGUUCAGGGAGAGCCGCAAGCACAUCCAGGAUGAAGCUCUGAUCAGGAAUUUUCUAGACACCACCCUGACAUCCCGUCUGGGAAUCCGGAUGUUGGCAACUCACCACAUUGCUCUGCACGAGGAUAAUCCUGACUUCGUGGGGAUCAUCUGCACUCGCUUGUCCCCAAAGAAGAUCAUUGAGAAGUGGGUGGAUUUUGCUCGGCGUCUGUGUGAGCACCAGUAUGGGUGCUCUCCCCGGGUUCGAAUCAACGGCCACGUGGCGGCUCGCUUCCCCUUCAUCCCCCUCCCGCUCGACUACAUCCUGCCAGAGCUGCUCAAGAACGCCAUGAGGGCAACGAUGGAGAGCCACCUUGACACCCCCCACAAUGCACCUGAUCUGGUGGUGACCAUCGCCAACAACGACAUUGACUUUGUCAUCAGGAUCUCAGACCGCGGAGGUGGGAUCCCUCACAGCAUACUGGACAAGGUGUUGGAUUACCACUUCACCACAGCGGAGGAGAGCAACCAAGACCCCCGCAUGAGCAACCUGUUUGGGAUCAUAACCAACAACGGCCCCCAGUCCGGACCCAUGCACGGGUUCGGUUUUGGCCUGCCCACCUCGGUGGCGUACGCAGAGUACCUGGGCGGCUCCCUCACUGUGCAGUCCAUGCAGGGGAUCGGGACAGACGUCUACCUGCGGCUGAGACACAUCGACGGCAAGGGGGAGAGCUUCCGCAUCUGAGCUGCCAGCGGGGGGUGCUGCACGGGCUGGAGUGCAGCUCUAGAACCGGGGGUCUGAGCCAUCCUCUCACAGCACUGGAGGAGGAGAGAGGCACACUGUGGAGCACGGGGCAGAGCCUGGGGUGGAACCUCUGAUUUAUAACAGUGCCACGUUGCUUCAUUUCCAGAGGAUCUAUCAUACAGACCCCUUAGUGUUUUAAUACUGCUAUUCCUGCCGUCUUCCUCUUCUGAAUGUGUGUGCAGCCUUCGACAGAACUUGAACUGUACAGACAGUAAACACUGAAGCACACACACAACUAGGAACAAGAAAUAAGGCUGCUCAUGUUAAUGAGUGGAUUGGAGGGGGGGGGGGGGGGUUGACGUGUCAUUAUUCAAGUGAUGCCACAUGCCUUUUCAUUUCAGUUAUAUUCUGUGUUCGUGAAACAUAUCUAGAGGUUUAAGCAUAACUGAGUUUGUAUAUAUACAGUUAACCACCACUACAUUAUACUGAUCAGAAAAAUAAAUGGACUGUACAUUACAGUGUUACAUAAUGGAAGUGUAUUGCAUUUCAACACAUUGAGGAAGCUUGACUCUUCCAGCUAUAAUGAUGUUAUAAACUAAAGGAACUGGUCAAAGAGGCAGUUUCUUCUGUCUUUCUUUCUUGUACAGUAUAGCGCACAGAAGGCUGGACUAUGAAAGACUACAGAAAACAGACACCAUGGACUUUUACUUACUGCAGUGCAAUUUGAACUGUGUGUUUUUCUUGGACAACAGUGCCCUCUGCCUGUAUCAAUUGACAAUUGCUAUUGAGCACUUCACUGAAUUGAAUGGUGUUUGUAUCUGAGAAACUGCUGCGCUGUGAGCAAAAGUGCACCCUGCUGGCUCAACUUUGUAAAAGCUCGUUCUCGGAAUGGAAAAGCAGUGUUUAUCAUUACAGGAGAAUACUUUAAUAACUUUUUAAUCAGUUUAGUAAUGAGCUGUUCAUUUGUUUGGUCUGGUUUGGGAUAUCAAAUGACAGCAGACAACUAACACGUGAUUAAGUAAUAUUUUAACACAGGUGGUAUUAAAUUGUAUUUUAUGGCCAAAUUGGCCAAAUUAAUUAUUACGGCAAUUAUGUCUGUGAUUAUCUAUAUUAUGUACUACCUGUGUAAAUGUGCUAUUUCAAAUGAAAACAAUUAUUUUGUGUAUGUGUGUGUGUGUGUGUCAGAUUUGGUUUUUGUUGUCUUAGAUGAAUAAUACAUUUUAUAGUUACUACUUGGGUACUGAUUAAAACAAUCAAUUGAUCUUGUU